This is a messenger RNA of Ipomoea nil (Japanese morning glory), 3458 nucleotides long. RefSeq names its product probable methyltransferase PMT5. The record is from RefSeq and is a predicted model, not a curated record. The transcript is spliced from 9 exons. Gene Ontology annotation, molecular function: methyltransferase activity. Lineage: Eukaryota; Viridiplantae; Streptophyta; Magnoliopsida; Solanales; Convolvulaceae. Gene Ontology annotation, cellular component: cytoplasm. The coding region runs from base 684 to 2528 and encodes 614 amino acids.
CAGAUCUAUCAUAAAAUAUUACUGUAUAAAUUAAGAUUCAAUAAUAUAUAAUUUCUCCAUUUUAGAGAACUAGAACUCGGAGUAGGAUUCUGCAUCCAACCAAAAAGCUGUUUGCUUCUUUCUCUUUCGUCAGACGUUAAUGGUGAAUCUGUGCUCUGCAUAGUCGGUUCAGUGUAUGCAUACACAGGAAAAGCUAUACAUACAGAUGCAUUGUUCUGAAGCUAGCUGGUUGAUGCAAGAUUACUUGUUGGAUUUCUUAGGAGUAAGACUUAUUUUGGAAAAGAGUGAAUUUGGCAGUACUCGCGGAGUUUUUGAAAAGGCCUGAAGUAUUUGAAUUGGAAGGUGUGGUAGUUGGUGCGUUAGUUUUCUGAGGAGUGAUUUUCUUUUCUGAAUUCUGUUGUUGUGGUUAGAAUGGGUGGUUGAAAGGAUCAAUUAAGCUGGUUUAUAGUUCAACUAUUUAAUUCAUAGGGUGUAGCUGCUGAAUUUAUUGCAAUUGAUGAAAGCUUGGCUAUUAGAUUCUACCAAUGCCAGUUGAAGUUGCUUGGGACUUGAAUGAUAUUUACGAGGGAUUGUGCCUUACAAUAGGUUGUAGCUUAUGUGGACUUUGGAGGUUCAAGUCAAAACAAUAGCUAGUACGUGUGGAGUGCAUCAGCUCAAAUUAAAGGGGUCUGCAAAAUCUGGUCAUGAGAAGCCCUUUGUUCAACAAGCUAUCCAUAAUAUUCGGCCCUAGACCACCACUCAAUUGGCUGCUCUUGCUUCUUGUCAGCAUAUUUGGGCUAAUAUCAUUGUUGGGAUCAUCUUCCUCGAGUGCUUUUGACUCUGUUACUUCUUCAAAACCUAACAUUUAUACAAAUUAUAGAAGGUUGAAGGAGCAAGCAGCAGGAGAUUACCUGGAACUAAGGAGCAUUUCCCAUGGAUCUAACCGGAUAAAGCAUGUUGGUAUUUGUAGCAAGGGUAGAGAGAACUAUGUCCCUUGCUACAAUGUGUCUGCAAAUUUGCUUUCUGGGUUUAAGGAUGGGGAGGAGUUUGAUCGGCAUUGUGAAGUAUCACAAGAUCUGCAGGAUUGUUUAGUGCGUCCACCUAAGGACUAUAAGAUUCCUUUGACUUGGCCUGCAGGAAGGGAUGUCAUCUGGAGCGGAAAUGUGAAGUUAACCAAAGGCCAUUUCCUUUCAUCUGGAAGCAUGACGAAAAGGCUAAUGUUACUAGAAGAGAAUCAAAUUGCUUUCCGUUCAGAUGAUGGAGCAGGUGUUGAUGACGUCAAAGACUACUCUCACCUAAUUGCAGAGUUGAUUGGGUUAGGAAGUGACACUGAACUUCUUCAAGCUGGUGUGCACAAUGUACUAGAUAUUGGCUGUGGAUUUGGUAGCUUUGGGGCUCACUUACUCUCUCUAAAGCUGAUGCCUCUUUGUGUGGCAUCAUAUGAAUCUUCAAGUAGCCAAGUCCAGUUAGCACUUGAGAGAGGACUUCCAGCAGUGAUUGGCAACUUCAUUGCUAAUCAGCUUCCAUUCCCAUCACUGUCAUAUGACAUGGUUCAUUGUGCACAGUGUGGGAUCAUAUGGGAUAAGAAAGAUGGACUAUUUCUUAUUGAAGCUGACCGUAUAUUGAAGCCUGGAGGCUACUUUGUGUUAACCUCACCUACAAGCCAGCAAAAUAGAGAUUUUAUAAGUUCAAAGAAGGGAAGACUAUCAACUCCAUUUGAAAAGUUCUCCAGGGAAAUUUGUUGGAACCUUUUGGCCCAACAAGAAGAAACUUUCAUCUGGCAGAAGACAGUCGAUUCUCAGUGUGCUAGGAAGCAGGGAGCUGUACCUAUUUGUAAUGGAGAGGAUAUUCAAACUUAUUACCAACCACUUGCACAUUGUAUUUCAGGGACAGCCAACAAUAGAUGGAUUCCCAUUCAUGCCAGAACUGGCUCUCUGAACUCAACUGAACUCGAAAUUCAUGGUAUUCAUCCUGAAGAUUUCUAUGAGGACUUAGAGUUCUGGAGAUCUUCAUUGAGAAACUAUUGGUCUUUGCUGUCACCCUUAAUUUUCUCUGACCAUCCAAAGAGGCCUGGGGACGAGGAUCCAUUGCCUCCAUAUAAUAUGGUUCGGAAUGUUAUGGAUAUGAAUGCAUAUUAUGGGGGAUUAAAUGCUGCAUUAUCUGAGGCAGGAAAAUCAGUGUGGGUGAUGAAUGUUGUGCCUCUUGGGGUGCACAAUACACUUCCUCUCAUACUUGAUCGAGGAUUUGCAGGCAUUCUGCAUAACUGGUGUGAAUCAUUUCCUACAUACCCUAGAACAUUUGACAUGCUUCAUGCCAAUGGGCUCCUUUCACACCUUAGUUCACAAAGAUGCAGUAUGAUUGAUCUACUUUUCGAGAUGGAUCGUAUUUUAAGGCCCGAGGGAUGGGUUAUUCUAUCGGAUAAAUUGGGCCAUAUAGAAAAGGCUCGUAUGUUUGCCACACAGAUCCGCUGGGAAGCCAGGGUGAUUGACCUCCAGAAUGGAAGUGAUCAGCGUCUACUUGUAUGUCAAAAACCAUUUGUGAAAAAAUAAUUAUCAAGAGAUGAAAAUCUACCAAGCUGAUGGUUCUCCAGUGUUUUCUGAAGCUGGUAAUAUUCCACAUGAUUAACUGUCUUGUAUCUCAUGACACCCACAAUGCUUCUGCCCAUCCAAAAAUGUAGACCCAAAAAAACCAUUCUUUACUAACACGAUAUUUCCAGACCAACCUCCUCCCCCUGCCUCAGACCAAUAUAAUAAAAGAAACAACUCUAUUUGUCGGAGGUCUGGUCUGAUAUGAAAUGUUCCACUUUUUAACAUUCUCUUCAAAGCUGCUUCCAAAACUAUGAAGGUAUUACAGAUGUGAACAAGGCAAAACCACAAGAGCCACGAACCCUAGUUUCAUCUGUUCCCUACUGAAACAGUUGGUAGAUCACAAUGAUUGUCAUUUCAGUUAUAUCUGUGGUGGACUGGUGGAUGAGUGGACCACAACUUUAUCAAGAUUUUUCUGUACUUCAGUCUGUACACUUAUGCAUUGGUGGGAGCUGGGGGUUGGUUCAUUUCUUUCUUUUCCAUCCAUUAUCUCAUCAUCACCUUCCAUGGCACAUGAUGAUGGAUGUGAAUUGAUUAUAAUAAUGUCCUACAGGGAGAGAACUGCACAAAUGCACAAUAAAGGCUUCAAAUUUUGGUGCAGUGUUUCUGUAGGUUGAGGAACAAGAUGGAGACAUUUCUUUCCAAAAAGUGUUGAUGAUAAGAACCUUUGCUGCAGAAACGACCCCCGCACAGAGUCUUGGAUAGUGGUUACAAAAAUUCUGUAGUGCUUCAUUCAUCCCAUUUUUGUCUUUGUUUUUGGUUUUCAUAUAUCUUCAUUGAUUUUGUAGUUGGAAUUUACACAACAUUUUAAAAACAAAUAUUUAGUACAAAAAGCUAGAAUCAAUCAUUAAUAUAGGAAAAAACAAGUUAUAAAUAUAAUGCCUGAACUCUCUA